Molecule: messenger RNA, 2170 nt
Organism: Colias croceus (clouded yellow)
Lineage: Eukaryota; Metazoa; Arthropoda; Insecta; Lepidoptera; Pieridae
Exons: 1
Coding region: 21-2012 (663 amino acids)
Source: RefSeq, a predicted model, not a curated record
GUACGCAAACGCAAAUUGAAAUGUUCGGCGUCGCGUUGUUGACUAGCGCGCUUCUUGCGUCGGCCGCUGCACGUAUUUACGAUCGCUGCGAACUCGCCCGCGACUUGCAAGCGCUCGGUGUUGACAAGGACCAUCUCGCUACCUGGGUGUGCAUCGCUUUCCACGAAUCGCGUUUCGACACCGCCGCCCGCAAUCCGCACAGUGGUGAUCAUGGACUAUUACAAAUAAGUGAAUUAUAUUGGUGCGGCCCUGGAAAAGCAUGCGGAGCACCCUGUUCUGCGUUCCGAGACGAUGACAUUUCAGACGAUGUUGAAUGUGCUCUACAAAUAUACAAAGAACACACGCGGCUGCAAGGCGACGGUUUCCUCGCUUGGGUGGUUUACCCUCACCAUUGCAGAAAUAAUGCCAAAAAAUAUCUCGCUGAUUGUGAUAGUCAAUUAAAAGAUGUUUCUUAUAAACUUGACGUCGAUAGAGGGCGAGCUUUGAAGACGCGGCAUCGAAGUCGAGGAAAUAACAAUGAUACCGUUCCUUACUACAAAAAAUUCCCCAACAUCGACGAUCUUAAACCACCCUAUAUUCCCAUAAAUACCCUUUUAAGAGGUAAAUUUGAAGAAUCAGAAGGAGAGAGAGAAAAAGAAACGGUUAAAAAUUAUGAUAAUAAUAAUUAUUAUAAUGUUUAUAACGAAAAUAAAAAACAUCCCUUCGAGUGGCUUAAUAACAAACUAUUUAUCACAAGCUCGAUGAAAAUUCCUCUAACAAAAAUUUACAACAUCGAUGAACUCAAGCCACCAGUAUACGAUGGGAAAACAAGGUUUGAAUAUAGUGAAGCUCCUGUUGUUCGCACAACAACAACUCUUCGUACUCCUACUACUACUAUCGAUCCUGCAUUAAGGAAUAUAAAACCACCGAAUCCAAAGAGGAUAGAAUCAAAUCAAUUCCGGCGCCGAAAAAUGAUGACCUUUGACAAUAACAAUGAAAAUAAGAAUUUACAAGUGACGUCUAUUCCUUCGUUCCAUGUGCAUAAUUUUAGAUUUCCGGUUAUUUCAUCGACUUCUAUACCGACCACCACGACGACUAAACGGCCUACAUACAUAGCACAGUCAUAUACCCAAUCCCCGAUAAAUCAAAUUCAAACUUCACCUAAAUGGAACAAGAAAGAAGAGUCACCUCGGGAAGUCAGUCGGAAAAAUAAUCGCCAAGAAACUGUAUUUGUGCCUCUCUCAAGAGCAGAAAUUCCUUCAAAUAAUUCUACAAGUUAUGCAAAACGUCAAGAAUUGAGUGCCUCAACAACACCAACUUCACCAACUUAUUCGCCAUUGCAUAAAGAUUUCGAAAAAGACAGAAAUUUGACCGUGUCAAAUUCGGGGGCUUAUCAGACAACUACGGCGACACCUAUUAGAUUUCAUUAUAUAGGUCAAAAGAGCAAUAGCAAUUUAUGGCAUGUACCAAGUCCGACACCAAGUACUCUUCAAUCUCGCUUUAAAACCAGUAAUAAUCUAGAUCUAUCAUUUACAACAACAAAAGGAAUAGAAACACCUACAACACCUACAUUAUCGACUUUCACGACACCACACACGUGGAUAAAUCAUCAAUUUAAAAACCAACAAGAUUAUGAAUUGAGCACUGUCACACCUCGACCGACACGACCAUGGGUGACAUUUACAUCCAGAACUAAAUGUGCCUCAAGUAGUACAGUUCAAAUGGAAUCGACCACAGCUAGAUCUGCAGCAUCUUCCUCGACGACAAUAAAACAUUCAAACAUACUUCCAAGUCAACAACCUCGUACUACCGCAACGGAAAGAACUACCACCACCACUCAAUCUAUUUUUGACCUCUACUUAAAGCCUACAAAGCGUCCAAAUAUUGUAUUCAAUUUUCCUGAAUUCAAAGACAGGCCAUUCAAAUUAAGAAUAUUUUCUGAAGGCACCACAUCUUCCCCGUCCCAUUUCUACUCAGGACAGGUCAGAUCCUACAGCACUGACAAUAAAAAGCCGGACCAAAAGAUAAGUUGAUCGAUCAAUCUUUAGUUUCCUUAAUUAUAUUACAAAAACACUGCCAUAUUUUAUAUGCUUAUUUUGCAUAAUUUUCCUAGGAUUAGACCAAAAAGCAUUUAUUAAUUAGUAUAAAGACAUGUUUAUUCAUAAUAAUAAAAUUUAAUGUGUUGCUCUUA